AUGACAAUUGUUAUCAUAUUCAUGAUAAUUUUCUUUGCGGGAGAUUUGUACUUGAUAUUAACAUGGCAACUAUCCAAGACUGUAGCUGUCUUGGAAGAGCUUUGUGGGUUUAAAGCCAUGGCCAGAAGUAAGGCUCUGGUUAAAGGGAAGAUGAGAAUGGUCAUAAAGCUAUUCAGUUUGUUGAGCCUUCCUAUCGAAGUAGUUCAGCUUGUGUUUUCUCACUUCCUCGUACAAUCAACAAUUGUUGGGAUUGUGGGGAAGCUUGUUUUGAUCAUUAUUUGGAUGUUGUUGCUUUCAUUCUUCCUUUUGGUCAGCCUUGUGGCUCAAACUGUGCUAUAUUUUGUGUGCAAAUCAUACCACCAGGAGCUUGCUGAAAAGUUGUCUAUCUCGGAUCGUCUUCAAAGGUACCUACUCACACACUAUGACCCGUUGAAGGUAGAGGAUGAUGUUCCUACUGAGAAAUUACAAAUUGUUUAA
Cucumis sativus (cucumber) is the source of this 477-nucleotide messenger RNA. RefSeq lists its product as uncharacterized. The coding region runs from base 1 to 477 and encodes 158 amino acids. NCBI's taxonomy places the organism in Eukaryota, Viridiplantae, Streptophyta, Magnoliopsida, Cucurbitales, Cucurbitaceae. The record is from RefSeq and is a predicted model, not a curated record. The transcript has a single exon.